CUGCUGAGCAGAGAGCCCGAUGCGGGGCUCCAUCCCAGGACCCUGGGAUCAUGACCCGAGCCGAAGGCAGAGGCCUUAACCCACUGAGCCACCCAGGCGCCCCCAAAAUUUGGGCUAUUUUUUUUGACACAUGUGCUUGUGUAACUUAGGACGACAGCCCUGCCCUAGCUCUUGGGGGUCACAAGGGGCACAGCCCGGUACCCACAGCUUCCAGGUCUUGUGGCCAUUCCCACCACGAACUGGGAUUCUGGGAUUCGGGGCCUGUCCUCACCGUGCACCCUCUCCUCGGGGACCCCUGCCACACCCGGAGCUGCUGCGUCGCUGGUGACAAAGCCCCAUGCUGAACCCACAGCUCAGUCCACCUCAGAGCCCCAGGCAUGUGGACAACUGCCUGUGGCUGCUCGAGGGCCCUGCAGGCCACACUUGGGGAGCCCAGAGGCCAGCUCUGUUCCCAGGGGAGGCUGCCUCCCAAGGCCUCUCAUCUGGAGUGCCCCUGCUGGCCUCCCCUCUGCAGGACCCCAGCUCCUGGACCCUCGUCUCCGUCCUUGCUGGUUUACUCCCAUUUUGGUGGAGGGCCUUGGAAGGAGGGCCCUGGAGAUGUCUGAGCUCCAGACUGUGGAGCUGCUCAGACGUCCUCAUUCUGCCUCCGCACUCGCGUGGUGCUUUCGUGGGUGGAAACUCUCGGUGGAAAAUCCUGUUCUUCCAGGACGUGGAUUACUCUAUCGCCCCUAACCCUUGCUGUUUCUGCGUGAUGCCCGCAACCGUGUGGCCUCAGGUCCUCGGCAUGUGCCCCAUGUCAGUCUCUGCGGGUCCCUGCAGCUCCCACACGCCCCCGUCUGCUUCCUCCCAUAGUCUGCCGCUGCACCCCCUUGUCUCUAGGAAGCGCGUGUGCGCGUUCAUUUCCUCGACUCUCUCUCCCGAAAUCUGACUGCCUGGAUGCUGACCUACGCGGCCGAAGUCUCCAGGUUUCUUCUGGUUCCUGCUCACCGUGUUUUUGUUUCUGGCGUUCGGCCAGUCCUUGCCUUCGUGAUCAGCGUUUGCUGUAAUGACCGGCUCUGUGACGACUUCCUUGAGCCGCCGUUCGCUCCUGCUCGCCCUCUGUCAGGGGCCCGAGGUGUGCGAGCCCCCCGAGAGCAGGCCCGCGAGCCGCCGCUGGAGCGUCAGCAUCGAGGAGCGCCGGCAGCUGGCCACGCAGGACGGCGGGGAGGAGCCGGGCACCGGUGGGCCUGACCCCCACUACAGGGACAUUGCGCAGCUCGUUGCCCAGCUGGUGUCCGAGGACGUGGACAAGGACGUGCUCCUGCCCCACCCACUGAGGUCCUCUGAGUCCGCCCAUGCCUUCCACGCCUUCCUGGCCCGGAGCUCGCCUUUCUGGCAGACCGCGACUUCGAAGGCGCAGGUCUCGAGGUCACUGCCCUCCUAAGAGACAACUCAGCCCAGUGUCUGUGUUCCAGCGCCUUUCCUGGGGGCCUGGGGUAGGCGGCGGCCUCUUCACCUCCCGUGGGAGCUCGUGAGCCCAGGGGUGAGAGAACCCAGGCCCAGGAGGACCCCGUGACUGCCCCUUCCUUAGAACACGCAGCCCUGAGGCCUUGGAGGCCACCUUGGGGGGGGGGGGGUGCCCUGCCCCAGCCCAGCCUCCAGGAGGCUCCCUGAAGGGGCCUGGGGGACAGGGUGGGGGUGGCGGGUGAUUCCGGAAGAGCCGUCUGCUGCCUAGAGAGGCCUGGCCUGCUCCUUCCUGGAGUCAAGCAGCUGUGAAUGGCCUACGAAGGGGGAGGAGGGCAUGAUGGCUCACGGGCCCCUACAGAGCCCAGUUCAUGAGCAACUCCCUUGCUGGCCCUCCAGGAGGGUGGGGAGUUUGAGGCCAUCAGCUGCUGGGCACGAAUGCUCACCCAGCUGGGGGACACCAGGUCUCAUGCUGGGCCCUGCCUGCGGUAGGUCCAAAGGGGCCCGCGUAACCCUAGGGGAGCAGAAGCCAGGGGGUGCUGAGCACAGGGAGGCUUCCUGAAGGAGCAGUGCCUCCCCACCUCCGCACAGUGGUUGGAGGGCAGAGGGCAUGGGAAGCUGUGAAGAGCGGGCCCUGGGCCCAUCCCAGCGUCUGCUUUUGGGGGUUGAGGGGUGGGCGGAGGGUUCUGAGCCCCGGGUGAUGUGGGGGAGUACACUGGCGGAGCUGGAGCUGGAGGGGGACUGGAAGCGGGAGGAGGGAAGGCAGGAGUGAUGGCAGGCUCCCAGCCCUCCAGGGCCAUGGAAGGACAGCAGCAGGGGGUGGGAGCCGUCCCUGGGACUUGGCCACUGACUCUCAGAGGCUGACGGGCUUCUGUGUGGGGACAGCUGGGUGGCGGGGACUUCAGGCUAGAUGAGGUGAGGAACCCCAGGUCUGGGGUGCGGGCAGGAACUAGGCCUGCAGACACUGGCCUCCCUGGGUCCCGGAACCUGUGGCCUGUGUCCUGAGGGGCAGGCUGAGGUUGAGGCCUGGGGGACAAUAUGACCCCCUUCUCCCUUCUUUAGGGAUCUCUGAUGAUGAACUACGGGGUGGGCGUCAUGGGCCAGGCUCCAAGCUGGGCAGGAAGGAACCCCCCCCCGCCGCCCCCACCCAGCAGUGCUCCCAGUGCAGAACGGGAGCUGAAGUGCCAGCAGUCAGGUAGAGGUGACAAGGGCUUUGGAGUUCUUUAUCACGGAGUGGGGAUCCGGAGGGUCACCGGGCUGACCUACCGGUUCUGGUCUGGCUUGGGGCAGUUCAUGAGGCUGCAGUCAGAUGGUGGUGAGUCCAGGAUGCCCCGACGGCCGGCCCUCUGCCUUCCACAUGGUCUCCGCACCUCUGCUGGGAGGGGAGCCUGCUGCCCGGGGCCCGGCACUCCCACCCCUGCAGCAGAGCAGAGAGAGGGGCCUUGGGUGAGGGGCGAGACCCCAGCCGCGCAGCGUCUUCAGCUGCCUCCUGCGUGGUUACCAUGGUUACUAAGGCCUCAGGACCCUCCCAGUGACCCCGUCCGGUAGAGCGUGGUGCCCAGGACAGGGGCCGCUCACCACCGGGGGAUGGAUUUGCUGUCACCAGAGCUCUGGUUCCUACCGCUGCCCCAGCAGAGCACCGCCGCAGACGACCUGUCCUCACGUUCCCUGGCUGGGGCUCCGCAGAGAUCCCAAAUGGGCCUCACCAGUCUAGGGUCAGGCUGUGCUCACCGCGGCCGGCCCUUCUGGAGAACCCGUUCCUGGCCUUUUCCAGCUUCUGGAAGCUGCCUGCUAGCCUUGGCGUGUGGCCCCUUCCUCUGCCUUCAAGGGCGGCCGCGUGGCCCCUGUGGGCCCCACGCCUCAUCUUCUCUGGGGCCUCUGCCUCUCCUGUCAGCCCCCGGCGCUGUGGGCCGCUGCUCCACCCUCACGGCUAAGCCGUCCCAGGCCCCACGGGCACAUUCACAGCUUUGGGGUGAAGAUGUGGAAUAUUCUUGGGGGUGCUGUGCCUUCCCCGGGGCCCAGCACCGACUGGGUAGGACUGGGGGUGCUGCGUCCCAUCCCACAGAACAUGGGACUGCCCCC
Lutra lutra (Eurasian river otter) is the source of this 3525-nucleotide messenger RNA. It is a transcript of the gene TEX22, whose product is annotated as testis expressed 22. The record is from RefSeq and is a predicted model, not a curated record. Bases 1046 to 1423 code for a protein of 125 amino acids. NCBI's taxonomy places the organism in Eukaryota, Metazoa, Chordata, Mammalia, Carnivora, Mustelidae. The transcript is spliced from 3 exons.